UAGCUGCCGCUUCUGCUUCACCAACUAAGCAAAAAAAGCUCAUUUAAAACUUCACGGAUCUUCGGUGAGCGAUCAUCACAAAUCCCAGAGAAGACGAACACAGAAAAUCUCAGUUGAAUCAAUAACCCUUUUCUUCAUUCUCUCUGUUGCUGCCGCUUUUUACCAGUUAAUUACUAUGUCUGGUAAUCAAGAACCAAUCUUGGUGAAGGAAGAGAGCGUGGAAGGUAUUCCAUCUCCACUCUUGAAACUCAAAAGCUGGCAAUGGUGGGCUCUUGUGUCCAUCAACAUCUUCUUUCUCAUUGGUGGUCAAGCUGCUUCCGUCCUUCUUGGUAGGUUUUACUACGAUCAAGGUGGAAACAGCAAAUGGAUGGCCACUCUUGUUCAAACCGCUGCUUUCCCCAUCCUCUACAUCCCUCUUCUCCUCCUUCCUUCUUCUUCUUCAGACCCUGCUUCUUGCUCCCUUAAAACCAUCGUCUUAAUCUAUGUUCUGCUCGGUGUCAUUAUCGCUGGAGACAACAUGCUCUACUCUGUUGGACUUCUCUACCUCUCUGCAUCGACUUAUUCACUCAUCUGCGCUACCCAGUUAGCUUUUAAUGCAGUCUUCUCUUAUUUCAUCAAUGCACAGAAGUUCACUGCUUUGAUUCUCAACUCAGUUGUGCUCCUCUCCUUCUCUGCUGCUUUGAUUGCGCUUAACGACGACGCGGACGCCCCUUCUGGUGUCUCUAGGUCCAAGUACAUUGUUGGGUUCGUGUGUACCCUCGCUGCAUCGGCUCUCUACUCUCUACUGCUCUCCCUCAUGCAGUUCUCCUUUGAGAAGAUUCUGAAGAAAGAGACGUUUUCAGUGGUUCUCGAGAUGCAAAUCUACACUUGUCUAGUGGCGACCUGUGUCGCGGUUAUCGGGCUUUUUGCUAGCGGGGAGUGGAGAACGCUGCACGGAGAAAUGGAAGGGUAUCAUAAAGGUAAAGCCUCUUAUGUACUGACUCUGGUUGGGACAGCAGUUACAUGGCAAGUGUGUUCUGUAGGAGUUGUGGGUUUGAUAUUUCUGGUGACGUCGCUCUUCUCAAACGUUAUUAGUACGCUCUCUUUGGCUGUGACACCACUCGCGGCUUUGGCUGUGUUCCAUGAUAAGAUGAGUGGGGUUAAGGUUAUGGCGAUGCUGAUCGCUCUUUGGGGUUUCUCUUCUUAUGUUUACCAGAAUCAUCUCGAUGACUUGAAAGUAAGACGAGCUAGAAAACAAGCUCAAACAGGGCAGAACCGAACCGGCGCGUGUUGA
Molecule: messenger RNA, 1273 nt
Organism: Eruca vesicaria subsp. sativa (arugula)
Lineage: Eukaryota; Viridiplantae; Streptophyta; Magnoliopsida; Brassicales; Brassicaceae
Source: the annotation of a GenBank genome assembly